AAGCGUCAGGUUACCUGGAAUACUUUCGUUUUGUUUGUUAGCAGGGCUCGGCCACACCAAAACAGGUCUCUCUUCGAAUCUGCGCAGCGUCGAAACCGAACGCCGCACACCAGUGCGCUUUAUUACAGGCCUGAGGUUGCAGAAAGGGCCCCUGUCCGACACCCUUGGAGCUGGAUUUAGUUACAGUGUCGCUGAAAGAAAAGAGUGAGGGAGGUAGACAGCAAGAGAGAAAGAGAAGGGGACAUAAAAUCAAGUCAGCUUUGAGGAGUUGAGACCAGCUGGUGGAGGAGGACGCGGGAUAUUCGUUGGACUGUGACGUUCUGGAGGUCCGACCUUCAAGGAGGGAGGAUAGUGUUCUGUAGAGAGUGGUCAUCUGGUUCGAACUUUAACUGAUAACUGCAUCAUGUUGACUGGUCAGCAGGCUGAAGAAAGCACACGUCCGUUGAACCCGACACACACAGGGGUUCCACGGCCAGGCCGCCACAGAAAGCCCAUGACGGCCCCAAAGUCUCAGAAAGAGAAGGCAUCUAAGAGGAAGAAGGUGUUGUUAACUGUGGCGGCAGUUGUGGUGCUGCUGGGAAUACUGGCCACUGCUGCUUACUUUAUUAAGCAGCUGAUAGACAGCAAGUACUUCUUCUGCACCAGGUCGUUUAAGUUCAUCUCGUUAGAUAAAGCCUGUGACGGAACGGAUGAUUGCACAGGGGGAGAAGAUGAAAAAACCUGUUUAUCGAGCAUCAAAAUCAACACUACAUUUCCAGUGCGCCUCAUGACCCGCCAGAGUGUCCUGCAAGUGUACAAUCCCAGCUCAGGGUGGAGGAGCUUGUGCAGCGAAGGCUGGACUCAGCAGCACACACAAACGGCGUGCAAACAGCUGGGUUACACAGAUGACCCUGGUAGCACUGCUGUUCCUGUGAACACGUUAUUAGCUAACCUGAGAUCUGGACCGUUCACUGCACUCAGGUCGGCGGCGGCUAGCACUCCUGUUCAUCAGGCUACAGUCGACCGGGCUAGAUGCACAUCCGGAGCUGUGGUUUCUUUGUCCUGUUCAGACUGUGGCCAGGUGGGCCAGAAUCGUAUUGUUGGGGGUACGGAUGCCAACAUUGAGGACUGGCCAUGGCAGGUGAGCCUGCAGCAGGGAGGCCAGCACACCUGUGGUGGUUCACUGGUGUCCCCAAGCUGGGUCGUCACUGCAGCCCAUUGCUUUGCCGGCAGUAAAAAGGAGCUGAGUCGCUGGAAAGUGGUGUCAGGCCGGACCCACAUGGGCACACUGGGAGGUUCCUCUGUUGACAGGAUCAUACUGAAUGGGAACUACAAUGCAGCAAGGAAUGAUUACGACAUUGCACUCAUGAGACUCACCAGCCCAAUCAAAGUUGGAGUGAGUCGGAGGCCUGUUUGUCUUCCCCCAAAAUCCUUCGACCUCGCUGCUUCAGCCCCGUUGACAGUUACCGGUUGGGGAUACCAGGAGGAAAAUGGAAACAUUUCUCCAACGCUGCAGAAGGCUAACGUCCCUCUGAUAGAAAGGGCUAAGUGUUCCAGCCCCACUGUGUAUGGUACCUCCAUCACUGACAGGAUGAUCUGUGCUGGUUUUCUGGAGGGGAGCGUGGACGCAUGUCAGGGCGACAGUGGCGGCCCGUUGGUGCACUUCAUCUCAACCAGAUGGUAUCUGGUCGGGGUGGUGAGCUGGGGCGUGGGCUGUGCUAGGGAGAGACGUCCGGGCGUCUACUGCAAUGUGGAAGAGAUGGUCAACUGGAUACACACUGUCAUUGAGAAAAACCCAUGAUGAACCUGCACUGCAAAAAGACUAUGCUGCAAAGUGAAGCUGUGGAGCAAUACUUUCCUCAGCCAGAUGGAAGGAUGCGCACAUUCACACACAUUUCUACUUUUUUGUUUUGUUUUAGCGCCAUUUAUGGUAUCUCAGGGCACAAGUGAGUGUAUAUGAAUUGUCACUGAGGGUCUUCAUAGCAGGCCAGUAGAGAGCAAUGCAAGGGAUUGAUAACUUUUGCAGCAUCAUUUGUUUACUUGCCAUCUACAUGGGGAGGCUGGUACUAUAGCGUAUAUAGUUAUACUGGGUUGAGGCAUUGAUGAUGCUCAUUCAGUUAAUCUUGGGGACAAAUGCAUUGUUUCACCACACAAAAUAAUGAUUUAAAAACAAGCACUUUUAAGUCAAAAGGCAAUUAUUACUUGACAUUACUGUGUGCGUCUGCGUGUGCAUGUGUGCGCGUUCGAACGACUCAAGCAGAUUGAUGCACUGACCAACAUUUUCAUUUUUUUUUUCUGUUGGCUGUUUGUGCAUCUUUGCACACUCUCCGUUUUAAAGAGUUCCAUUUUUCAGGUUUAAGAAAGGAAAGCUGGUAUAGUUGACGAUUUAAAAAAAGCUGGUUAACGUUGGGAUAAACUUAUUAGGGAGUAAUUUGCCAUCACAGAUUGUUUGAUUGUAUUGAUCUUGAAGUUGUCUUUAUGCUUUUGUAAAUAUGUAAAUAAUAAAGACAGCAUUGCCAAAUAAUGUUAUUAUUAUUCAAUGUAAUUUAUAUUUUAGGUGUGUGUUUUUGAUCCAGCACCAAAAUCUGCACGCAAGACUCCUAACCACACACAUUUGGUAUGUUAACAUGCACUACAAAAAAUAUUACUGCUUGGAUUUGGUUCAAACUAGCUUUUAAAAACACAUUUAAAAACUAAUUAGGUUUUUGACUUUUUAAAGAUGUGAUUGACUUAUCUAGAUUAACCCCUCUAAAUAAUUUGGUGUUGUUUUAAAUGUAAAAAGUUAUGUUGGAAGAAUUAAGGUUUUAGAAUGGCCUUCCCAAAGUCCUGACUUAAACGUGUGGACAAUGCUGAAGAAACAAGUCCAUGUCAGAAAACCAACAAAUUUAGCUGAACUGCACCAACAUUGUCAAGAGGAGUGGUCAAAAAUUCAACCAGAAGCUUGUGGAUGGCUACCAAAAGCACCUUAUUGCAGUGAAACUUGCCAAGGGACAUGUAACCAAAUAUUAACAUUGCUGUAUGUAUACUUUUGACCCAGCAGAUUUGGUCACAUUUUCAGUAGACCCAUAAUAAAUUCAUAAAAGAACCAAACUUCAUGAAUGUUUUUUGUGACCAACAAGUAUGUGCUCCAAUCACUCUAUCACAAAAAAAUUAAGAGUUGUAGGAAAUUAUUGGAAACUCAAGACAGCCAUGACAUUAUGUUCUUUACAAGUGUGUAAACUUUUGACCACGACUGUAGCAUAUACACAUAAACGUAGUUCUAUCAACAAGGAUAUAAAAAGAGUACUGAAAUAAAAAUCUUCAAAAUAAUCCAAAAUAACUAAAAAGCCAGUGGCAGUUUUGCACAAAGCCACUUGAAUAUGGACUAUAGUUCUAAUCAGACUUGAGAUAUUCACAACUAAUAUCAGUCAAGACAAGAACUCCCAGUAGCAGCGUGAACCUUCCCACUAAAGACCCCCAAACAUUGCAGCCAGGAGAAAACAAGUCAAACCUGUUUUGAGGCUUCCCUCUAUUGCAGGGGUGUCAAACGUACAGGUUUUACCCGGCCCGCGGGAUGAGUUUGCUAAUUAUAAAAAUGAGCCAAAAUUUUGGAAUGAAAGAAACCACUGUUCUAAAUGUGUCCACUAGAUGUCGCAAUAGCAAUUAUUUGUAUCUUUGUGGUCGGACGGCGUGGCGUGGUUGGGAGAGUGGCUGUGCCAGCAACCUGAGGGUUCCUGGUUCAAUCCCCACCUUCAACCAACCU
Messenger RNA from Nerophis lumbriciformis (worm pipefish), 3721 nucleotides. It is a transcript of the gene tmprss4a, whose product is annotated as transmembrane serine protease 4a. Gene Ontology annotation, biological process: blood coagulation; proteolysis. Lineage: Eukaryota; Metazoa; Chordata; Actinopteri; Syngnathiformes; Syngnathidae. Gene Ontology annotation, molecular function: serine-type endopeptidase activity; calcium ion binding; protein binding. The record is from RefSeq and is a predicted model, not a curated record. Gene Ontology annotation, cellular component: membrane.